Molecule: messenger RNA, 4819 nt
Organism: Corythoichthys intestinalis (scribbled pipefish)
Lineage: Eukaryota; Metazoa; Chordata; Actinopteri; Syngnathiformes; Syngnathidae
Product: visual system homeobox 2-like
Exons: 5
Coding region: 369-1442 (357 amino acids)
Biological process (GO): regulation of transcription by RNA polymerase II
Cellular component (GO): nucleus
Molecular function (GO): sequence-specific double-stranded DNA binding; DNA-binding transcription factor activity, RNA polymerase II-specific
Source: RefSeq, a predicted model, not a curated record
UACGCAAAAUGAAGGCUUCAUUUUCAAAAUGAUUUGAAAAUGGAUUAUUCCGCCUCAUUGGAUCCAUCAGACAAGCUCAAUGAUGAUGAGCAGGGACAGAAGCAUCAAGAGGGGAAAGUUUAAGCUCCUCUUUGCCUAAUUAUUUUCUUAAAAAACAUGUAACGAAGAUUAAAAAUGAUCGUUGUUUUGUUUAGGAAUGAAUCAUGAAAAGCGUUAUUUUUAAUGCCGGCCCGUGGCUGAAAGUUCAAUGUGGAGUCGGUGCGUUCUCAUGAUUGGCUGCAGCCUGUUGCCCAACGCGGUGGGGGCGGGAGUCGGAUAAAGAGGAGCAUCCCGCCCGACAGCAAACUAAAAAGUGAAAUCCGAGCAUCAUGACCGGCAAGGACGGAUCCGUGCUAUCCGACGCCGAGAAUAAGCAGACAACCGGCGGCCACGGAGGACCGCAGCAGCAGCCGCCUCUCGUUUGCAAGAUGCCCCCCGCGGCGCACCGUCGGACCGGCUUCGGGAUUCAGGAGCUCCUCGGGCUGAACAAGGAGCCUCCGCCGCCGCCCUCGCUGCUGUCGCCGGCCGCGGCCGCCGCGCUCAGGCGGCCCCUGGAGGCCCUGCCGCACCGGGGCCACGUCCUGGCGGCCCGUUCGGCGCUCGGCCACGGCGCGCUGGGCGUCGGCCUGUUGGGCCCCGAGGGCAUCCACUCGUUUUAUAGCCAGCCCGCUUUCCUGGAGGUGCUGUCCGAAGCGCAGAACGUGCACCUGCAGCCGUUGCACGCCAGGGCCAACGCGCGUUUGGACGGGCACAAUUCGACCAGCUCGGAUUCUGAUGACAUGAGUCUUCCCUCGAAUGAUAAGAAGUUCUCCAAAACCUCAUUGAGCCAAAGCAAGAAAAGGAAAAAAAGACGACACAGAACAAUUUUCACCUCCUAUCAGUUGGAAGAAUUGGAAAAAGCCUUCAAUGAGGCCCACUACCCGGACGUGUACGCAAGGGAGAUGCUCUCCAUGAAGACUGAGCUGCCUGAAGAUAGGAUACAGGUGUGGUUCCAGAAUCGGCGGGCCAAGUGGCGGAAGAGGGAAAAGUGCUGGGGGCGCAGCAGCGUGAUGGCCGAGUACGGCUUAUACGGCGCCAUGGUGCGACACUCCAUCCCGCUACCGGAGUCCAUCCUCAAGUCGGCCAAGGAGGGCGUCACCGAGUCGUACGCGCCCUGGUUACUAGGUAUGCACAAGAAGUCUGUGGAAACGCCGCACUCCCCCCUGGACGAGAGGAACGGGGGCGCCCCCACGCCGCCGAUACGGGAGAAAGCGGAGGGGCCCGAGGAAAAGGGGCGUACGGACGGCAACAGAGACGAACUACGGGUGCACAGUAUCGCUGUGCUGCGAGCCAAAGCGCAGGAGCACAACGCCAAGAUACUCAGCAAGUGUGAGGACAAAACCGAGGAUGAGACGGACAACUAAGAAUGUUUUUUUGGGGGCGGGGGACGUUCUUCUUACCUCCUCUGCAGGCUUAAAACUAAAAUACAAGACAUUGAAUUUAUGCGGUGAACCCUCCAAUUCGUCUAAUUUACAUUUCUUAUACUGUUUUGACGGAAAAAAAAAAAACUUCAUUAUUGCACUAUAAUGUAAUAAAUUUAAGGUAAAAGUGCAAUGUUUAAUCGUGAAACGUUUCGCAUUUCAUCGUGAUAAAUUUCAUGUUAAAAUGUGAUGUUUCAUGUUUUAAAGCAACAAUAGGAAACUUUUCAACCUUUAUAAAAUAUAUUCAUAACAUUUAAUAUGUCGACUGACAACUAGUUGAAUGACACCUCUUUUAUAACUUUGGGGAGGGUGGCAAGAACCCUGCCACACAAAACAAACUACAAAUGUCAACGCCAACACUUUCGCGCAAAUUCUUCAAAGACGGCAGAGCAACAAAAGAGACAAAAAGUUUUUUCUGAUGAGGGAAAAAAAGGGAGGCUACCAGGAUACUCAAGAAUAAACUUUGGACCUGCUUUCACUCACUGGAGUCAAUGCUGACGAGUUCUGGUGGUGGGGGUUAGCCACAGUUUCUCACCGUCAUAUGCUAUUGUUUAGCCAAAACUGGAUUCAUUAUCUAAUUACUAUUCAUCCUUCCACUGCCGCUGGAAACAGAAAUGUCGUUUAAUACAUCAGCAGGCGACCGGGAAAUCAUGAUUUUACGACACUUUGCGGAUGUGCGCAGGUCCUCAUCAGAAACGCAGUCUUCCCUAAAGCAAAACAAUACCGCUUUUGUCCACCGUUGUCGCUAAAAUCAACCAAAACUGAAAAGUUACCUGUUGUUGCCUUAACUUGGGAAGUUUUGACAUUUUUAACGUGAAGAAUUUAAUGUUAAAAUGCAUUUUUCUUGAGAAAUUUCUUGUUAAAGAAAAAAAAUCCAUGUAGUAAGCUUUACAUUUUACUUCCACGUUUGCCAAAACAAUACAAAGCUCUGAAAUCUUUUUUAAGGACUUGGCAUUAUUAUUAUUUUUUAAAAUUAUUAUUCUUUUUACAAUAAUAUAGAAAAAAGUUACAUUGCUAGCACCGUAAUUUUCGGACUAUAAGUUGCUACUUUUUUCCCUCAUUUUGAAUUGCUUUAUAGUCCAGUGCGGCUUAUUUGUUGAUUUAUUUGGGUUAAUAGGUAACACUUUAUUUGACGGCGGCAUCAUAAUACUGCCAUAAGACGGUCAUAAUUAUGACAUGACAUUAUCAUGAGCAUUAAUGAAUGCUUAUGACAGAUGUCAUUAAGUGUCAUCCGGCAAAUUAUGUCACUAACUCCAUUAUGUCCAGUUCGGAUCUUUUACACCCGUUCAAAAGCGAGAUAAUUUGCUGGAUGACACAAAAUGACAUCGGUCAGAAGCAUUCAUUAAUGCUCAUGACAGUGUCAUGUCAUAAUUCAGAUGGUCUUAUGACAGUCUUAUGGCGCCAAGUGUUACCAAAUUCCAUAACUAGCAAUGAAUGAAACAACUAGAACAGUAACUGAAGAAAUAAUUAGCACAGAACAUCAAUUUUGAUUUGUUAUUUACAUCUGAAGCGCUGCAAUACAUGCUAGGAGGCAUUUUGGACGACAACAGUGUUGACAGCAGGUGGCAUUAGAGGUUGACGGUCUUCCCCAAGAGAAUUGUGAUGGCCAAAUUGAAGCUUCUUGAAGCUUUGAAUCCAAUUGGUUCAAAGUAAAGGGUCCGAUCACGUCAUUUUCAAAGUAUCGGCAUCGGCAAAAAAAUAUCGGACAUGCCUUUUUUUAAUAAAUACAUAUUGUUUAUAUUAAAUCGUUUUCUAAUUGUAUUUAACGUUGCAGACAAAAUGUCUUACACUCAUCCAGAGUCUUUAGUUUUGGCUUAAAAUAGGGCUAUCAAAUUUAUCGCGUUAACGGCGGUAAUUAAUUUUUUUUUAAUCAAUCACGUUAAAAUAUUUAACGCAAUAAACGCAUGCGCUGCACGACCCACUCACGCAUUGUCGCGUUCAAUCUAUAAUGGCGCCGUUUUACAUAUAUAUACAGCUAAAAGGCAGCGCAAAUUGAGUAGAGUGAAUUUUGGCAGCCUUUGGAGCCUUUUUUUAAUUGGCUAAAGCCUUACAAUCCCUCUCUCAACAAUUAGAAAUAUCGUGGGAAGCAAUGUGGGGUAGAAAUAUAGUAGUUAUUUUUCUUAACACCCUAUGUUAUUUCCCAACGCGGAGAAGAUAUAUAUAUUAAUUGGUGCCACUACGCACAGUCAUGGUUGCACUUCCCAUCAUGCAUUUGAGCAGAACAGUUAAAUGGCUACAGUAUCAUUUACUGAAACUCAACAAAUACACUAGAUGGCAAUAUUUAGUCACAAUAUACAAAGUCACAUUUAUCCUUUGAGAAUUACAAGUCUUUCUAUCCGUGGAUCCCUCUCACGGAAAGAAUGUUAAUCAUGUAAAUGGCAUCUUGAGGAUUUAUUGUCAUAAUAAACAAAUACAGUACUUAUGCACUGUAUGUUGAAUGUAUAUAUUCGUCCGAGUUUUAUUCAUUUUUCUCUUAAUGCAUUGCCGAAAUGUAUAUGAUCGGGGAAAAAUUCUCGGGAAUGAUUGGAAUUGAAUCGGUAGCAAAAAAAGCAAUCGGAUCGGGAAAUAUCGGGAUCGGCAGAUACUCGAACUAAAACGAUCGGGAUAGGAUCGGGAGCAAAAAAAAAACAUGAUCAGAACAACCCUAGUUCAAAGCUUCAUGGUGGUUCAUUUGGUCUUUUGACAGUCUUAUGUUUUGGUGUAAAUAUAAUACGGCGAGAACAGCUGUGGCUUAUCUAUGAAAAAAUGUCGUUUUCGUGUCAAACUUGAUGAGUGGCGGCUUAUAGUCAGGUGCGCCUUAUAGUGCUAAAAUUACGGUAACUCAUGAAACAAAAAAGACCAACCUGAGCCAAAUGUGGAAGCCAAAUUACUCACACUAAAACCUUGCAAUGACAGCGAAUAAGUCCAAAAUCACUAGUUCAUUUGAUUCUGAAGAAAAACAAAGAUUUAGCUACUACUUGCUUCUUCGCCAUCAUUUUGUCGCCAUCUUCUGGUAAUCCAGCGAACAUAAAACUGCAAAACAGCUCAAAAAGUGAUCAAUUUGGCGACUUUCUGAAUUGGCAAGGGUUUACUGUAUGUUCAAUGUUUUGUUCUCCACACUUUGUGAGAGCCACCACAAAGAAUUGGUCACGCUGUGACUUGGACCUCAUUUGCUGGCAAGCUCACUAAACUUCAAUGUGAAAAACAACCUCCUCAAAAGUGUAUCAUAGUUACAUUUUCUGUGUUUGUCUUUGUAUAUAUGUAUGCAGUCUGAUUAAAAUGGGAUAUUUAACAACAGGAUUGAAAAGCUUGUUCUCACUUUUCGUUAUUGUGCUGCGUUC